AUGAAUGUGAACACAGCUACUGAAGAGCAACUGAUGACUCUUCCAGGUGUAACAAGGCAGCUCGCGCGGGAAAUUGUUCGCCAUCGUCAAAUGAUUGGCAGGUUUAAGCGCGUUGACGACCUUGCUUUAGUCUCAGGGAUUGGAGCUGAGAAGCUAGAAUUGUUGAGGCCAGAAAUUUGUGCAAGUACAAGAAAGCAAAUAUCACGUGCCAGCUCAUGCACUCAUUCGUUAGACAGCGUCAGGUUACCAGGCGAAAACAAAUUAUGUUCUAUCAAUUCUUCAAGUGUUUUCCAACUGCAAUGUGUACCUGGUCUUAACCAGGAAAUAGCAGCAAACAUAGUGGACUUCCGCAAUAAGAAAGGCCCAUUUAAGUCUCUCGAUGACCUGAUUAAAGUUCGAGGAAUGGACAUAGUUAGACUAAGCACAGUUAAACAUCAUUUGAGUUUAGAACCAAGGAAGUGUGAGAGUGUUCAACUUUUAACCAAUGGUCAUGCUAGUGUAUGGGCUGAUGAGUCACUAAAUAACUCGAGUUUAAACAAUAUAGAGGAACCAGAAAGAACACCACACAGGAAAAGUCUGUCCAUGCCCACUAAACUGCCCAUCACUUUGCCUAAUGGCUUUGCUACAGCUCCAGUUAAUGAUAUCUUAGAUUUAUUAGCUGCAUAUUCUCACAGACCCAUAGUGGAGGAACUGUUUACUUAUGAAAGAGAUGGUAUCAAAUGUUGCCGCAUUGCUUCAUGGAACCUACACCAACUGAGUAUCGAUAAAAUUACAAACCCUGGAGUAAGAGAGGUGGUUUGCAGGACUAUUUUGGAAAACAGGUUAUCAAUUAUAGCCAUACAGGAUGUGUUGGACCGGAUGGCGUUGAAGAUUAUCUGUGACGAGCUGAACUCUCCCAUGCUCAGAAGGGUUCGGGAGUGGCGAUGUAACAGCCACAAGUGGGAUUAUUGCUGCUCAGAUGAUAAUGGACCAUCGCUGGGCUUCAUAUACGAGACUUCGCACAAGGGUGUGACCGUGGAAGACGUGGCCGUUGGUCAGCUGCAUCUGCUGUCGGAGGCGGCGGACGCCAGGCGGCUGGGCGCAGCCCUGACGGCGCUCCUGCCCGACCGCUCAGUCUCGCCACAAGCGUUCCUUGUAUGCGGCCGCCUGAUGGUCGUGGUGAACGUCCACUGGCCCGAGAUCCAACACGAGGAGCUUCGCGCCCGGCUCGACGGGGCGGCGGCUUUGGCCCUCUCCUGCAGGAUACCGCUGAUCGUCGCCGGCGAGUUCCGAUGCUGGGACAACGUGCAAUCGCUGAAGAACUGCGAGCCGGUGUUGGAUGAGACGGUCUCGACGUGCGUCGAUGCCGACUCCGCCGGCAGGGGCUGCAUCCUGAGCGCGGGCGGGGCCGCCGGGAGCGGCUGGAACGGGCACGCGGCCGCGGUCAGGUCGGGCCUGAGCCACUUGGCCAUUCCGCGCGGCUGGUCCUGGGGCGGGCCCGCCUCCCCCCACUGCCCCGUUUGGGCGGAGGUGAAUGUCCCGGAU
Messenger RNA from Iphiclides podalirius (scarce swallowtail), 1524 nucleotides. The record is from the annotation of a GenBank genome assembly. Lineage: Eukaryota; Metazoa; Arthropoda; Insecta; Lepidoptera; Papilionidae.